Cyprinus carpio (common carp) is the source of this 7725-nucleotide messenger RNA. RefSeq names its product adenylate cyclase type 5-like. Gene Ontology annotation, cellular component: plasma membrane. NCBI's taxonomy places the organism in Eukaryota, Metazoa, Chordata, Actinopteri, Cypriniformes, Cyprinidae. The record is from RefSeq and is a predicted model, not a curated record. Gene Ontology annotation, molecular function: adenylate cyclase activity. Gene Ontology annotation, biological process: adenylate cyclase-inhibiting G protein-coupled receptor signaling pathway; cAMP biosynthetic process; adenylate cyclase-activating G protein-coupled receptor signaling pathway.
AGGCGGGGCCUAAAGAUCAUACUUGGUUGAAUGGCAAUACAAAGACAAGAGGCACCAAAACGGAGGAUAACGCUAAUCAAUUCUGCGGGCUUCGGUCUUGAGAAUCUGCAGGGAGAGGACGUGCAGCUCCGCGCGAGCAGAGCGGAUUCGACGUUCCUCUGGCGUGACAAUUCAUCUUCUCAUCUAGACGCCAGCGCUGGUGAUGUUGCUGCUACUGCACCAAGAGCACUGGAGAUACCUAACGUUACAUGCACAGCACGGAUGAAGACUCCUUCAAUAAAGGACACUUGUGAGGUCAUCUUGGGAAGAUGCAACUUCUCAUGCAGGAGCGUUGGAAAGCUCAAGUUUUCACAGCAAUAUUGAUCGUGUAAUCAUCUAGUUAGUGGGCUGCGACCACAUAUUCACAGGUGUACAGCUUGCGUGGAUCAGUGCAUCAGUGCGUAACGUUACGCACCAUGGAGUCGUGCUCAAACCAAACCACACUUUCGCGGACAGUGUUUGUUCUGUCAUGAAAACGUGGAUCAGGCGUGAUGGACGUAGGGUCAGUUGUCAUUGAUUUGGACUCACCAAUGCGUUUUUAAGCAGAGUGCGAAUUAUACAGUGACUUUAAGGGGGAAAAACUUGACUAUUUUAAAACGAAUUUUUCCUUUUUAAAGAAAGAAAUCUGGUAAAUUAUUAAGGGUGAAUUUAAUUUGAGGAGAACUAUUUUCAAGGUUCGUCUCGCGUAAACGCAAAUUGCCAUUUGGCGCCACUAACAAAUAUCAGUAACCUGAGAGACUUUUUAAACGAAACACUUAGGUUUUGGGACAAAUUCUUGAUAUGUAACGCUAUAAUAUGCUUUAGUUUUUGUAAUGCUUAAUUAAUUAAUUGCAACGGAAAGCUCGUGGUUACCUCGUCUGGCAAACGCGACUGAUGUUGGUUAGCUUCCGUUUGGCGACAGGUGAGAACACGCGCUCUGACUAACUUACCUAACUUUUAUUCGUGUUGAAACAUUUCGAAACCUAUAUACAGGCCUGCUUGCGUAUAAAUAUAUAGGCUACUGUUGUGUGGUUUUAGUACUUUCACAACCUUUUGAUUUGAUUUCCUCUGGGAGGUUCAAAGGGGUUGAAUCUCAUAAACGCGUGAUUUGUAUGUUCACAUCCAUGAAUUGAAAUGGGGCGCAAAAUUACUCCUGCUGUUUACCUCCUCUAAUGCUCCAGCCACCUGAGGAUGUGUCUCAAACAACUACUUUGUAUAUUUUAUAAUUAUUUAAAGACCUCUGUGUUAAUAAUAAUGUAAAAAACGAACGGAUUGACUUGCAAAAUGUAUCUCUCUCUCUCAGAAAGGCUGACUACAACAGCUGUACUCACUUUACAUCGGUCCUGUUUUAUAAAAAUAUACAAAAUGCUGCUUUAUAAAUUAAAAACUCACCACUUUUACUAGUUUUCAAUGGGAUGCACGUCUCUCACGCAAUUUUGGUUUACUUUUUUGUUUUAAAUCACCAUCUAACUGCAACGGUGUGUCUUAAACUUGCUAAAUGACUUUAAAAUAGGCGAUGUUCCCCAAAGUAGCCUAAUGACUGAAACAUCCCCUCUUUAGUGGAAAAACUAUAUAUAUUUGGGAUCAUAUACAUGAUUGAUAAGUUUUAUAUUUAUACAGUGUGGGAAUAAUUCAAUUCCAGUUAAAUCAAUAGGACUUUUGAAAAAAAAAAAUCUAUCAGUAAUCUGUUUUGGUUCGUUUCCGUAACCUUUCUUACACAACAACAAAACGCCAACGGCUUUAUUAUUUAUUUGUGGCAUGUACUUAUAGUAACUUGAUAAUAACAGUAGGUAUGCAUGGUUUGAUAGAAACAGCUGUUAAGCAGCUGUUGCUGUGGUUUCCUCCUCAAGCAAAGGUUUCAGGUCGCGAGCGUAGGCUUUACUUUUAACGCACUCUGACUACUGAAAUGUUAUUUGAAUAUAUGUAUAUGUUUGCAUGUAAAAACAAAACUUGAAAGCUUUUCUCUGACCUCCCUCGGGGAGUUAAUUAGGAAGUCUAACUCCCUGUAAUUCGCACCCUGAAGUCAUAUACUGCAUGCAGUAAUCGAGAUCAUGUCCAGAUCUAACAGCGUGAGCCCACCCGGCGCUGGCGCUCCUGGACUGAGGGGAGGGACAGAGCACAGAUCCGCUUGGGGCGAGUCUGAGUCCGUGCCGAACGGAUGUCCAUACUCGGCCAGAUCCUCCUGCAAAAAGCUCAUACGGUCCAACAGUCGGUGGAGAGAGGACGAUGACUUCGAGCGACAACCGGGCCGCGCCACGACCACCGUCAGCCGGGUUAGUUUCAGAUCCAAGUCUGCCUGGCAAGAACACGGGGAGGAGAGUCGCAACAAUAACAGAUCUUCCCCGAGGUACCGAGAUGGAGAAGUGAGACCCAAGUCCGUGGAAUUGGGUUUGGAGGUCAGAACAACCAAGUCCAAACCAGAGGAGGAGCUCAUGCCAGAAGUGAACUUUUCCAUGAGCGCGUGCUGCAGCGGCGUGAUGCAGAUUUUCAAAUCCAAGAAGUUCCAGUCGGAGAAGUUGGAGAGGCUUUACCAGCGCUACUUCUUCCGACUCAACCAGAGCAGCUUGACGAUGCUCAUGGCCGUUCUGGUGCUGGUGUGCGCGGUGAUGCUGGUCUUCCACUACGCUGAAGGAGUGUUUCGGCCCACUUACGUAGUGGUUUUCUCCACGGCAAUCUUACUCAUCCUCACGCUGAUAGUGGUGUGCAACAGGAACGGCUUCCAUCAGGAUCACAUGUGGAUAGUUUGCUAUGUUAUCAUUUUCGUGGUGCUGGCUGUACAGGUGAGCGGUGUGCUGCUCGUGAAACCUCGCAGCGCGUCUGAAGGCAUCUGGUGGACCGUGUUUUUCAUCCACGUCAUUUACACACUUCUGCCGGUGCGGAUGAGAGCAGCGGUCAUCACUGGAAUUAUACUGUCUGCCAUACAUGUGCUGGUCUCGUGGAAGUUAAACGACAUGGACGUCUUUUUGUGGAAACAGCUCGUGUGCAAUGUCCUGAUCUUCUCCUGCACUAAUAUAGUUGGCGUGUGCACGCACUAUCCAGCAGAAGGCUCACAGAGACAAGCCUUCCAGGAGACCAGAGAAUGUAUUCAAGCCCGCCUGCACUCUCAGAGAGAAAACCAGCAACAGGAACGCCUCCUCCUCUCUGUGCUUCCUCGACAUGUCGCCAUGGAGAUGAAAGCUGACAUAAAUGCCAAACAAGAGGAUAUGAUGUUCCACAAGAUCUAUAUUCAAAAGCAUGACAAUGUGAGUAUCCUCUUUGCCGACAUUGAGGGCUUCACCAGUCUGGCUUCCCAGUGCACUGCCCAGGAGUUAGUGAUGACCCUCAACGAGCUCUUCGCACGAUUCGACAAACUGGCCUCCGAGAAUCACUGUCUGCGGAUUAAGAUCCUGGGCGACUGCUACUACUGCGUGUCGGGGCUGCCUGAGGCCCGUGCCGACCAUGCGCACUGCUGCGUGGAGAUGGGUGUGGACAUGAUCGAAGCAAUCUCGUUGGUGAGGGAAGUCACCGGAGUCAACGUCAACAUGCGUGUGGGUAUACACAGCGGGCGAGUCCACUGUGGGGUGCUGGGAUUAAGGAAGUGGCAGUUUGAUGUCUGGUCCAAUGAUGUCACCUUGGCCAAUCACAUGGAAGCUGGGGGCAAAGCAGGGCGUAUUCACAUCACCAAGGCCACACUGAACUAUCUGAAUGGGGAUUAUGAUGUGGAACCUGGAGUUGGUGGAGAAAGAAACGUCUAUCUCAAGAAGCACAACAUUGAAACUUACCUCAUUGUGGGCUGCAGUCAGAAGCGGAAAGAAGAAAAGGCCAUGAUUGCUAAGAUGAACCGGCAACGCACCAACUCGGUCACACAUAAUAGCACUCACUGGACCGACCGGCCCUUCUACAAUCACCUGGGUGGCAAUCAAGUUUCCAAAGAGAUGAAGAGGAUGGGAUUCGAGGAUCCCAAAGACAAACAUUUCAUUUUCAGAAACACCCAAGAAAACCUGAACCCUGAGGAUGAGGUGGACGAGUUUCUGGGACGUGCCAUUGACGCUCGAAGCAUCGACCGAUUACGGUCUGAACACGUCAAGAAAUUUCUGCUGACAUUCCGAGAACCUGAUCUGGAGAAGAAGUACUCCAAACAGGUAGACUCCAGGUUCGGAGCAUAUGUAGCCUGUGCCUCCCUCGUCUUUUUAUUCAUCUGCUUCAUUCAGAUCGUCAUUGUGCCGCACUCCAAGCUGAUGGUUGGUUUCUAUAUGCUGUGCCUGGUCCUACUGAUGGCUGUCAUGUUCAUCUCUGCCAUUUACUCCUGUUUUGGGUUUUUCCAUGUGCCUCUGCAAACUCUCUCAAAAAGGAUUGUUCAGUCCAGACUCAACAGCACCCUGGUGGGGGUUUUUACAACCAUCCUGGUCUUUCUCUCCGCUUUCAUUAACAUUUUUACCUGCAGUACGGAUGACCUGAAGACUUGUUUAGGGCAGGAGUUUAACAUCAGCCCCAGCAUUGUAAAUGCUUGCCAUGUCCGCAACUCUUCUUUCAACUACUCUCUCUGGUCUCAGGGCAGCCUCUGCAACAGCUUGUCACCCACCUGCAAUUUCCCAGAGUAUUUCUCUUCAUGUGUGCUGCUCAGUUUACUGGCCUGCUCAGUGUUCCUACAGGUCAGCAGUAUUGGUAAACUCUUCCUCAUGCUCUUCAUUGAGAUCCUGUACGUGCUCAUCAUGGAGGUGCCAGAGGUCAGCCUUUUUGACAACGUGGACCUGCUGGUCAUGGCCAAUGCCAUAGAUAUUAAUGAAACAUGCAUUGUGACAGACACUCGGGUUCCUCUAAAGAUCAUGACUCCAGUCGUCAUCACAGUCUUUGUGCUGGCGCUCUACCUUCAUGCACAGCAGGUGGAGUCUACAGCCAGACUGGACUUUCUCUGGAAGCUACAGGCCACAGAGGAGAAGGAGGAGAUGGAGGAGCUUCAGGCCUAUAACCGUCGGCUUCUCCACAACAUCUUGCCCAAAGAUGUGGCCGCACACUUUCUGGCACGCGAGCGGCGGAAUGACGAGCUGUAUUAUCAGUCGUGCGAAUGUGUGGCUGUCAUGUUUGCCUCUAUCAGCAACUUCUCGGAGUUCUACGUGGAACUGGAGGCCAAUAAUGAAGGUGUGGAGUGCUUGAGACUCCUCAACGAGAUCAUCGCUGACUUUGAUGAGAUCAUUAGUGAGGAUCAGUUUCGUCAACUAGAAAAGAUCAAAACCAUUGGCAGCACCUAUAUGGCUGCGUCUGGGCUUAAUGACUCCACUUAUGAUAAAGCAGGAAGGUCACACAUUCGCGCUCUAGCCGACUACGCUAUGCGCCUCAUGGACCAGAUGAAAUACAUCAAUGAGCACUCUUUCAAUAACUUCAAAAUGAAGAUCGGUCUCAAUAUAGGUCCCGUCGUGGCUGGUGUCAUAGGGGCUCGUAAACCGCAAUAUGACAUAUGGGGGAAUACUGUGAAUGUAGCCAGCCGUAUGGACAGCACUGGGGUACCUGAGAGAAUACAGGUCACAACUGACCUCUACCAGGUUCUCAGCUCCUAUAACUACAAACUGGAGUGCAGAGGCGUUGUGAAAGUCAAGGGCAAAGGAGAAAUGACAACCUACUUCCUAAACGGAGGACCUAACAGCAGUUAACACUCAACGUCUGAUUUUCAGAACAUUUCUGAGAUGAUAUGGAGAGGAGACGCUGUGGGCCAGGCCUGCCAGGCGGUUGAAGGGCAUCCUCCUGGACCAAUCACAAUAGGAUUUGUUCGGAAACAGCCCUCAGCCAGUCUAAGAGUGGCCUCUUUGCACACUUGAGACUUCCUAUAGGAUUAAUGGAGGGCUUUGCCCCCUAUAUUUAAGGCAUGGAACAGCUCAGAAAGAUGGUUCAUCCUCAGAGACCAAAGAAACAAAGGAAUCUCAAGGCAUACAAAGCAGUUCUCCCAGUCUUAUAUUUCUUAUAUUGCCAAGAGAGGACAGAUGAACUGCAUUCUCUGCACCUGGCUUUGGCUCUCUCAGGUGUGGCGGGACUGCGAUCUUACUCCACCGAGUGGUCCUGGUUGCUCCAAAACAAAACUGCAUGAAAACACUGAAGCCAAUAUACCUGUAAAACACAUGUUUUAUGUGUAUAUGAUUCAUCAGUGUAUGUAAAGAGUUCUGUUCAUGUGGUCCUGUUUGGGUCAACACUGUCUAGGUGAUAUCACAGUAGAUAGAGAUAUCACAAUGAGCUAAUAUAUUGUAGAAGGCCAUAGUGAGCACAGCAGCUCUAAAAACCCUUUAUGGUUUCCCAAACUUUGCCGCAGCGACUGUGGUUGUUACUGGUAAAGGAGCUAGUGUUACCUCUGAAUGAUCUAGAGCUGAGAAUUAACUUAAAAAGUCCCAAAGUCAUUAAUUUUCAGUGUUGGGAUUUGCCCAGGUCCAACAAUGCAACAAAUUUAGACUGACCUGAUGGAGCAUGUCAGUCUGUCUUCAGUCAGAUACUGUAGUAGAGAAUCACUUUGAAUAAAUUUUGUCCUUGCAGUCAGCAAUUUAUGUUUUAAAUCAUGUGCUGGGACAGUAUUUAAAAAAGGAUGCAUAUGACAAUUAAGUGUAUGUGGACCCAAAUAGCCCAGCGUUUAUACUGUUGAGACAGAUAACACAUUUACAAAGAGCAGGCACUGAUUCUUGUUCAGCUUUAAUAUGAUGCAUACUGCACUGUUACAACUUGUAUACGACACGUUUCCUUCCAGAAUGUUCAUUUUAGCAGCGUAAAUUGGUUUGUUGUCAAUAAAAAAAUUAGAUUGAACAAGCAACCAACCAGUACAGCGGAUGGUGACAUGCAAGUCGCUGGCGGCAUAAACAGGGCAUGUGACUUACACAUUUAAAUUCACAAAACUACAGACACUUGUAUACACCGAAGACACUUUUAAGGACAGAAGUGAACGGUCAAAUAUGGCUGUUUUUGUAUUUUAAACAUUUUAUAUUUUGACUCCAAAAGCCAAACUGUCAAAGCUAUUUUAGAUGAUAUAUUUUAUACAUUAAUAUAUUAGAAUGCUGUCUAUAAACACACACACUCACAUAUAUAUAUAUACCUAAUGAAAUGCUACAAUCCUGCACAUUUGAACAGGAGGGAGAGGUUUUUAAGUGUAAAUUCAGUCACUCUUUUGUCGCUGCAUCCAUUUGGAUAAAAUCAGUAGCUAGCCUUGUAACCAAGUAAGCAGAAUAUGUUUGGCCUUUCUCCAAAAAGGGUUUCUGUAUCCUGUCAAGUACACUACAAUGUAAUUAUGAGUAGAAAUGGAUUUGCACAAGGUGAAAUGGCAAGUGAGUGUUUCAGAACAGCCACAGUCGUUUAAAGCUUGGCAAACACAUCUGCAAAUAUUGAUUUUAGCCUUGCGUUUCUGGUGCGUGGGACAACGAGUUUGGAUCCUCUAGGGAUGAUUCUGUUAUGCCACAUAUCUUCACCAUUUUUGCACUGCAGCUCGACCAGCAUUUCCUUCUCUCAGUUCAGUCUGAUGGUACGACCCAAUGAAUGUCCAUUUUCUCCAAUGAGGCCUUUUUAUGGAGUGUGUACACAAACAAAUAGGGUACUCCAUAAAGUGACAUUUUUGUUAGCUUAACCCAUUUCAGAUCGUCAGUUAAUUCAGAUAGUAUUAUGAUAUAAUGUGUUGGAAAAAUCUAAACUAUUUGGUUCUGUUCUAGCUUCUCAAAACUUGGACCCAGCUGGGCUUACAGACUCUCAAAAAUUUAGUGCCAU